CAACUCACCACACAGCCACUUCCCCCCCCCCCCCCCCCUGCCCGCAUCACGAUAGUAAGCAUGCCCCUCCAAAUGUCCCAAGCCACCGUCGACGACGCCCCCGCCCUCGCCGCCAUCCUCAUCGCCGACUUCCUCGACCCGGACCCCUGGACGCGUCUCUGCUACGGCGGCAUCGACCCGUCCGCCCGCCUUGCGCACUUCACCGCGGGCCUGCGCGAGGACCUCGGCAACCCCGAGUACCCCCUCGUCGUGCAAAAGAUGCUCGACACCGACACGGGCGAGGUCGUCGCCUUUGCCCAGCUCAACGACGCAAACGUCCCCGCCCUCGAGGACCGCCCGCCCGUCGAGCCCAUCACCAAGCCCUCGGGGUACAACGUCCCGCCCAUCCGCGACUAUUUCGCCCAGAUGUCGGCGGCCAAGGAUCGCGCCAUGGGCGAUGCGCCGUACCUGUACCUCGCCGACGUGUCCACCAAAAAGGCAUACCGGCGUCGUGGCAUAGGCAAGGCGCUGAUGCGAUGGGCCAUGGAGCAGGCGGCCCGGCGACAGCUGCCCAUCUACACCUCGGCGACGCCGGAGGGGCAGUUGUUGUACCAGCAUCUCGGGUGGGAGACUCUCGAGACGUGGUCCAUCGACAUGGGCAAGUAUGGGGGCGAGGGUACCUACACGGAAAAGGGCAUGACUUGGCCGCCCAAGUCGCGGAAUUGAGGCACACAGCUAGUAGUGUUGAACCAUGUCGAACGAGAGACGUCGUUCACGCAAGACGGGACAGGACACACCGCGUCCAGUUCAAAUCCGAUGGGUAUACAUACUACUUGCAAGCUCGUCUUGG
Purpureocillium takamizusanense is the source of this 829-nucleotide messenger RNA. RefSeq lists its product as uncharacterized. The record is from RefSeq and is a predicted model, not a curated record. The coding region runs from base 61 to 705 and encodes 214 amino acids. Gene Ontology annotation, molecular function: acyltransferase activity, transferring groups other than amino-acyl groups. Lineage: Eukaryota; Fungi; Ascomycota; Sordariomycetes; Hypocreales; Ophiocordycipitaceae. The transcript is spliced from 2 exons.